Psilocybe cubensis is the source of this 396-nucleotide messenger RNA. RefSeq lists its product as uncharacterized. Lineage: Eukaryota; Fungi; Basidiomycota; Agaricomycetes; Agaricales; Agrocybaceae. The transcript has 2 exons. The record is from RefSeq and is a predicted model, not a curated record. The coding region runs from base 1 to 396 and encodes 131 amino acids.
AUGAAAUUCUCGACUGUCCUCGCUACUCUUGCAAUGGCCGCCACCUCCUUGAGCGGUGUCGCAGCUCAGACCACAUCGAGGUGUUGGACAUCCGCCACACCAGUUGCUGCUAACUAUGGACCUCUGGCAGACUUACGCAUUGAUGCCGGAAUUUUCUGCAACGAAUACGCUGCGGGCCCUGGUAUCUCCUCUGCUGGCCGCCUUAUUUUCGGAUUCCAAUCCGCUGGGUUCUUUGGAAACUUUGCUAGCAACUCGUCGUGCUUGAGCACAUUCAACCAACUCGUCACUGAUUGCUACGGUACCAACCCGAGUCGCCCAGCUACCCUUGGCGGUGUCCGCACCGACCCUGGAGGCGCUGAACUCAUCAUUGCAUUCGGUGAUGGCACUAAGCUUUAA